UAUUUGAUUGACAGCCGUAACGUAUGUUACAUGUCACAUAACUUAUGCAAGACGAAGCUGAUUGGCUUGUUUUAGAGAGGGUCUUUAUUAGCUUCUUUUAUUGGUUCUGGUAAUAGCGGGGAAGACAUGUCACAUUUCAUCUGUCAGCGAGCGAAAUCAACAUUGAGUCUCCUGUUUCCUACCUCAAAUGCUGUUAGGCCAAAUGUAGUUGUAAUUUUAGAAUAGAUCUCGCGGGGAAAAUGUUCGUCUCUUUGUUUGUUGCAUGGUGGAUGGCCUGCUUAGCUACGGGAGCUUCAGGCACAUUUUCCGGAUUGGUUCCUAUUUCGUUCACCCGAGAGCCGAGCUACACCGUAGCCCACAAAAAUAAGCCAGUUACGCUAAAUUGUGGAGUGAAUGGGAAGCCUCCUCCGUCCAGUUUCACUUGGGAAAAAGAUGGACAGGAAAUCAUUCCAGAUUCAAGGAGGACGAUUGACUCAAAUGGAGCGUUGCACAUUACAAGAGUAAUCCAUACUCGGGAGAGCAAACCCGAUGUUGGGGAAUAUCAAUGCUUUGCUUCAAAUGAAAGAGGCAGAAUUGCUAGUCGCAAAGUUCGUUUGGAUGUUGCUGGUAUGUCUAAGAAGUUUCAAUGGGAACCGCAAAACACAGUAACAUUGGUAGGAUCCUUUGCAAGAUUUUCCUGUCAAAUCCGACAUGCUUCUCCUGCAGCUACUUUAAGGUGGGAAAAAGAUGGCACCCGUUUAGAAGCCAAUGACAGAAUUUUCAUGCUGAUAGAAGGAGUACUACAAAUAAAAGAUGUCCGAAAAACAGAUGAAGGAAACUACAGCUGUGUGGCAGAAAAUGUGGUCAAAAUGCGCCGCAGCAAUCCUGGAAGUCUUACAGUCCUAGCUGCUGAUUCAUCAAGAAAUAGGACAAGCCCACAAUUUCUUGGAGAACAUCAAAACAUAACCAUUGUGAAGGGAGGUUCAGCUGUAAUUGAAUGUGCUGCAUCUGGAUAUCCCGUUCCAAUGGUGCAGUGGAGGAAAUUGGAUGAACAUUCUGGGAAAACUUACAAUGUUUCUAAUAUCACUUAUGCUGUUAACAAUCUCAAUUUUUCCAAUGUUGAAAAAAAUGAUGGAGGCCAAUAUGAGUGUUAUGCACAUGCAGAUGGAAAAACCAUUUCCAGAAUUGUUUGGCUGUUUGUCACAGUGCCACCUCAAUUUACGUUAACACCUCCCCGUUUGGUGUGGAUGAUUGAUAAACCCUUGGAGUUGAAAUGUGCAGCAAGUGGAGAACCAGUUCCUUCAGUAUACUGGCUUAAAAAUGGGAAAGAGCUGAAUUCCAGUGAUAUCACAAAAGUUACUUAUGGCAAGGGAAGAGCAGACUUGACAGAAUCCAGUUCAUCAGCCAGUAAUGCAUUGUACCAGUGCUUUGCACAAAAUGAAGCAGGAAGUACCCAGGUUGUAGCUUGUCUGAUAGUUCAAAAGAAAGAUGAUCGACCUGGCCCACCAGUGAAUAUUGUGGCUCUGCCAUUAUCAUCAUCCUCCAUUGUUAUAAACUGGAGUCCCCCUAUUGGUAACCAUAUUAUUGGUGCAUACACUGUGCAUUACAAACAGUUAGGAAAACCAGGUGCACCUAAAACCAAAGUUAUCAGUAAAGAUACACACAGCUAUGAAGUGCAAGGACUGUUGGGAUACACAAAUUACAGUUUUUAUAUGAAGGCGUAUGCCAAAGCUUUUGGGUAUGAAUCAGAACCAAUUGUGCAGGGGACACUUGAAGACCGACCAGCCAAAGCACCAGUUGAUAUAAAAGUCUCCAGUCAAACACCAGAUAGUCUUGAUGUGGAGUGGGCACCACCACCUAGAGACUAUCGCAAUGGCAUCAUAAAAAACUAUGUGAUUUCCUACAAGAAAGAGUAUGACAAGGGAGAACCAAGCUCUGUGGAAGUUCCGGGGCAUACUCUUAAAAAGACAAUUAAUGGUUUGUCUAAAGGAACAUCUUACACGAUCAGAGUGGCUGCUGCUACAGUGAAAGGUGAAGGGCCUUUUAGCAGAGCUGUGAAAGGAAGAGUUCUCAAUCAGACAUCUAAUGUGAUCAGCCCACCAACUGUAUGGAUUGCAUACCAUAACUCAACCACAGCAAUCGUGAAAUGGCUUCCCCCUGCCUAUGGCAAACACUCAGUAGAAGAGUAUCAUUUAUUUUAUGUCCAGAUGCAAGAUCACAGCAUGGAAAAAGGACCAUUCAUUGUUGACAAACGGCAGAAAACUUACACUCUGCAUGGAUUAAGUUCUGGAAGCCGAUAUUUAAUUAAGUUGAUGGCCUCUGAUGGUAGUACUUUAGGUCCUCCAGGAGCAACUUAUGUCACCACUGACAGGGGUCCAGGAACUCCAGAUCCUACAGAAGAUCCACUACCCCCUCUUAGACCCAUUCAUUUGGUUUGUACAGUUGACAGUCCAACUUCAAUCCUGCUUACGUGGCAAACACCUUUGUCUUCAGGAAGCACAACACAUUACACAGUGACAUAUUUCUUGCGAAGCAGGAUAAAACAUGUCCCUGUGAAGAGAACAGUUUAUUCUGAGAAUAUUGUCUUGCGCGGACUUACUCCUGGAAGAGAGUACACAAUCUCUGUUCAGUCUCACUAUAAAUCUGAGAAAGAGAUCUUCCCUGGUGUUAGCACUGCAUUCAAGAACUGUAAACUUCCAUUAAGUGAACUAAGCUCACCUCCACAAAAUAUCAAAUAUGAAUACAAGACUGUUAGAACUGUGGAACUGGAAUGGGAGUCUCCCCUUAAACCUAAUGGACAGCUCAUCAGCUUUGAAGUUCUUUACACUUACAACAAGUCCUAUCCAGAUUCCAUGUGGAAAAAUGAAUCCUACCCAUUGGGGUUUUUUGGCAGUAGGGUUAAACAGUUCCAUCAACGUUUAUCAGGCAUCAAGGAAGGGACAGAAUUCUACCUCAAGAUUCGUGCUGAGAACAAUCACGGAUUUGGACCUUUUUCUAAAACAAUAACAAUCAAGCCGCCCUCUGUAGCAGAAAGGGUUGGUCCAAAUGUUGAAUACACCAUUCUGCCAUCCGGUCAGGUACAGCUGUCAUGGAAGUGUCCUAGAGUGUUCAAUGCUUUCAUUGAGAGCUUCACCAUUCUUUUUUCAAACGACACACACCUAGCAGAUGACAAAUGGGAAGUACAGACUGUUAGUAUACCACAUUCUAGAAGAUUUCCAGAUAAAGUGACGACGUAUGUGAAGAAAAUUUUCAUCUAUUUUAAAGUUCGUGCAGAGUAUAAUGAUCACAUUCCUGGAAAUUGGUCCAAAAUAGUGAAAAUUACCAAAGAAAAAGAGCCAAUGGAUCCUCCUCUGACAUCAAUAGAGCCAAGGCUGUCAGAGUUAAAGGAUAAUCCAGACAAUAUAAAGCUUGGUAUCAUUAUUGGGUGCACCAUCAGUGCAUUUUGCAUUGUAGUCCUUCUUCUCUUUAUUGUGUGGAGAAAUCCUUGCAGGCACUAUGCCACCCAGAAGGGUGAAAAGAAAACUAAUGUCAAAGCAUUGCCACCCAUGAAUGGGUAUCUGUCGUCACAAAAACAAAUUGUUGUAUCUUCAAUACAAGAUAAUAGUGCAUCAACAGAAGAAACAUCUGCCAGUUCAGGCUUGUGCCAGUGUAGAUGUACAUGUGGAGCUGGUAGAUGGCCAAUGGGACCAACAAUGGUGAGGACUAAUGGUCGAUUACCAGGAAGCAGUGAUAGCUCCGCACCAAUAACACAGGUUUUUUCACAUUCUGCAUCAGAUGCAAACAGUGAAGACAGUGGAAGUGGGCAUGAUCUUCGAAGUAAAGGAGGUCAUAAAAGCAAUCCAGUGUCUUCAUCAAGUAGUCUUUCAGUUGAAUUACACAGAAAUGAGGAGAUACGUACAGUACCAUUUUCAUCAAAAAGCAAAAAGAAGAGCAUAUCUGUUGAUGUAUGAAUGAACUUAUUCUGUUUCGGGUGUCUGGAUUCAACUCCUUCUCGUCUGGAUUCAACUCCUUCUCGAUGUUCAUCACUGUGCCGGAUAAGUUCUCUGAUGUUUCACCAUGAAAAUCGUUUGAUAAAUACAACGGCAUGCCCCCC
This is a messenger RNA of Pocillopora damicornis (cauliflower coral), 4072 nucleotides long. RefSeq names its product protogenin. The record is from RefSeq and is a predicted model, not a curated record. NCBI's taxonomy places the organism in Eukaryota, Metazoa, Cnidaria, Anthozoa, Scleractinia, Pocilloporidae. Gene Ontology annotation, molecular function: protein binding.